AACUUAUCGAGAAAUGAAAGAAUAUUCAACUGCACUAAUAUUUCAUAAGAAAGCACUUGAAAUCCGUGAAAAGCGACUACCUUCAAAUCAUCCAGAUCUGGCUGUAAUACAUCAUAAUAUAUCUAAUGUUUACCGAGCAACUCAACAGCAUAGUGUGGCAAUUGAACAUGCAGAACGAGCCGUUGAAAUAGCACAACUAAAAUUACCUGAAGAACAUCCAUAUGCAGUACAGAUUCGACUUCGCCACCCCAGAAAACCUCGAAGCAUUAUCACUAUGAUCGGAAGAUUGAGCUCUAUUUGUGGAUCAAUUGGAUUAUGGGCCAAAAUCUAA
Molecule: messenger RNA, 331 nt
Organism: Rotaria sp. Silwood2
Lineage: Eukaryota; Metazoa; Rotifera; Eurotatoria; Philodinida; Philodinidae
Source: the annotation of a GenBank genome assembly